GGCUGGAUUGACACACAAUGAGGAGCAGAGGCUGGGGAGACGCUCCACAAACGCCGCUGUAAAUAAAUACAACAAUCACUGAGGCCAGAGCAAACAUGGAGAACCAGUGCACAGUGCAGGUGAAACUGGAGUUGGGCCACAGAGCCCAGCUAAGGAAGAAAGUGACAUCGGAAGGCUUCACCCACGACUGGAUGGUGUUUGUCCGAGGGCCAGAGACCGGCGACAUCCAGCACUUUGUAGAGAAGGUUGUCUUCCGCCUGCACGAGAGCUUCCCCAAACCCAAGAGAGUAUGCAAGGAGCCUCCGUACAAAGUGGAGGAGUCGGGCUACGCAGGCUUCCUCAUGCCUAUUGAAGUUUACUUCAAGAACAAGGAGGAGCCAAAAAAGGUGUGUUUCAACUACGACCUAUUCCUUAACUUGGAGGGCAACCCACCAGUCAACCACCUGCGCUGUGAGAAGCUCACCUUCAACAACCCCACCAAAGAAUUCAGGAGAAAGCUGAUCAAAGCUGGAGGGGUAUUAGUGGUUCCAGAGGGGGCUGAAGCUGUGUCGAGGCCCAGUCCAGACUACCCAAUGCUCCCCACCAUCCCCCUCUCUGCCUUCUCAGACCCCAAGAAGACCAAGACCUCUCAUGUGUCAAAGGAACCUAGCAAAGAAGGAAGUGGUGGCAGCAGUAAAGGACCCAAACCACACAAGCUGACCAAGGAGCACCGUGAACGGCCUCGAAAAGACUCUGAGAGCAAAGCCACGUCGAAAGGAGACAACGACAGAGACGGAAGCAGCAAGAGUGGCCGCGAUGCUUCCUCCUCCUCAUCCUCAUCUUCAAAAAAGCCGUCAGAGAUCAAAGUCAAAGAUGAAGUAAAGGUCCUACCCAAGGCUGCUUUCAAGGAGCCUAAACUCACCCUGAAGGAGUCAAAGAUGGAGGGUAUGUCCCCUAAAGGAGGGGGGGCUGGGAGCGGAGGGGGUGGUGGGGGAGGAGGCGGGGGACCGCCUGCAGAGUCCAAAGCCCCUGGGAAACGACCUUCCAACGUUGAGUCCCCCAAACCUAGCACUAAGAAGCAGAAGAAGGGCAGCUCGGAGGGGCCGAAGGCGCCGACCGCCGGUGCCUUCGCAGGAACUUCUCCCCGUGUCUCCUCCUCGUCCGCGGCCAGCCAGCCCUACGCAGAAAAGAAACCUCCCAAGGAAAAAGGUCGCUGGCCAAAAGGGAAAAAUGACACACAGGAGCCGAAGGAGCCCAAGAAACUUCCAGAGUCGGAAGAGUCGAAUUCGGAAGAUGAAGCGUCGUCAAAGUCAGAGCAGUCGGCUCCUUCAAGUGCUUCCAACUCCAGUUCGAGCUCUGACUCAAGUUCAGAUUCAGACUUUGAGCCUGGACAGAAACAAGGGCAAGGCCCCCUUCGAUCCAUGGUGGAGGAGAUCCAGUCAGAAGAGUCGGAUGAUGACGACAGCAGCUCAGAGGAGGAGACGCCCAUCAAGACAAACCCCCCCAAUCGCGACUCUCGACUCAGCCUGGACAGCGAGAGUGACAGCAGUGACGGCUCGCACAGCCCCAGUCGAGACCCUGCCCCGCCCCCGCAGAAACACAACUCCUCCAAUAACAAAGUUUCAGGCAGAAAGAGUCCAGAUUCCUCGUUUCGCUCAGAGAAGGUGUUGAAGAAGGGAUACGACAAGGUAGGAAGGGCCUACACAGAAGAAUUAGUGGACCUCCAUCGUAGACUGAUGGCUUUAAGAGAGCGUAACGUACUACAGCAGAUUGUCAACCUGAUCGAGGAGACGGGCCACUUCAACGUGACCAACACCACCUUUGACUUUGACCUCUUUUCACUGGACGAGUCCACCGUCCGCAAACUACAGAGCUACCUGGAGGCAACGGCCACGUGACAGGAAGUGGAAACUGGCGUGUGGAUGGCAGCGGCGGUGGAGGUAGACUUGCCACCACGUCUCCUCUUUUGAAGGAGGGGACGAGCAGCCCCCAUCUGUCGCAGCUGUCUCACAGGCCUGACUGAACCAUCGAACAACUACCACACAAACAGAAACACACGAACAAACACAAGCACACAUGAAGACACACCACGUUCAGGUGACGCUGGGGAGGAAACUGAAGGAGGAGGAAGAGGAGGAGAAGGAGGUGGGAGAGCAACGGAGUAGCUGAACUCCGUCUACAGUCAGGAUUUUCACUACACAUCUCUUUUUUUUUUUUUUUUUUUGAGUCUGUGCAGAGCUGUGGAAUGCACCCCACACCCCCUCCUUCACCCUCCUGCACUCAUAUUGCUCCCGCCUUUGCAAAGCCAAUACUUCCCCUCCUCCUCCUCCAACUCCUCCUCCUCCUUCACACGCACACUCCUUACUCGGCAGAACACUCCAGUUCCCUUCCCCCUGCUGUCAGCUGGAGCUCAUUUCUCUCCCGACAUACUCUUGAGUCGUGUGUGUGAGUGUGUGUGGACUGUGUGUGUGCGUGCGUGUGUGCGAGCGCUGUUGAGGUUUAAGAGGAGAUGUUGUCUUUGUGGUUACUGACUUCUCUUUGUUCGUGAAGCUCGAGCACAAACAACAGCCGGUUUCACUCCUUCCUUGCGCACACACACAGCAAACAAAUACAGAUUCAGGUAAUACUUCACUUCAAACCCUCACGUUUUAGCAUCGUUAAGCAGUAUAUAAACAAUGAAUGAAUGGUUUAUAACUCACUAUAAUGUAGUUGUAAGCAGAUAUGUGGGUUUUUUUUUUUAUGCAUUUGCCAACUAUAGCUCCUCCUGUGGGCAUGCAUAAGUGGAAGCUGGUGUAUAAACAUAACAAAAUAGUAAAACACUGUUGAAAUAAUAUAAAAUAUGUCUUUACAGGAGCAGUUAUUGUUGACAAACACUUAGAAAAAUGUCCAUAAAUCUGCGUGCAACUUAUAUUAUAAAUGCUAAAUAAGGUGGGGGGAGUAAAGUAAAGUUGUACCCAGAUUAAUGCACGUUUGUCUCCCAGGUCCUUACACUCAACACUGUACAUGAAGACACUGAGACGUGUGCUGUGUGUGUGUGUCUGUGUGUGUGUAAGAGUGAGUGUGUGAGAGAGACUGUUCUGGAUGAGGUUUCUCUGUUGUCUGAACAUUUGAAAACUUAUGUUCUGUUGAGUUUCCCCUCUACUUCCUCGCACUGAAAGCUGAGCCUUGACCUCCUACCAACAGCUCCUUUUCCCACUGAAGCCCCCUCACUCCAUCCCUCCUCUCCACCCUCCUCCUCUCCUCCUCUUCCUCCUCCCUUAUUCCCAUAUUGGCGUGCAUGAAAGGGCUCGACUGCUCGCGGCCAGAGCAGUGGAGGAUCACUCCUGAAUUGCCUUCUAAGUGGUGGGUAGGGUUAGGGUGGGGUGGGGGUUAAAAAAAAAAAAAAAAAAAAAAAGCCGUGAAAAAGUAGCCAUACUUGUCUCCCAGAAUCCAAAAAUAAGGACAAAAAAAAACAAAAAAUAGGGGCCACGCUUUUUUACAUUUUAUUUUUCUACAAGUGCAUUUUGUGUAUUUAUUCCCAGAUUGCGGUUAAGAAGAUAACCUGUGAGCUAUGAAUGUAUAUCGCUUUUACUUUUCUACGGCUAGCAACAGCCCCACUCUAGUGCCUUUUUCUGCGACUUGCAGUGUGAAAGGGGGAAGGGGGGCGUGGUGGUGGUGGUGGUGGUGUGCACUCUGUUAGCCAUGGUCACACAGAUUGAAACCCACCCCGAAACCCCCCCCACCCCCACCCCCAAAUACCCCCCCCUUUGGGGAAACAAGUGUUAAUAGGGAUGCCUGAAUAUCCAGUAUUGUCUUAACGGCUUCCAUCCCUGCUACUCCCUUUUUUUCCAGUAUCUUUGUAGGCUGUCAUUGACGUCAGUGACCUUUCUGUUCAUCGAGCCCUCUAGAAAAAGACCACUGCUUCGUUCCACCGAUGGUGGUCGUGUUUUUUAUGUUCUCGCUUUUCUGAGAUUAGGUUCAGUGUGUUUUUUUUUUUUUUUUUUUUUUUUUAAAGAGGAAGCGUCAGGUGACUGUGGUAGUUACUCACAUUAAUUAGCUCUAGUAGCUUCAGCUGUGAUGUGUAUUUUGUGAAGGCGGUUUGUUGAACAGCGUUGGCGUUCCCUCUUUCAAAGGUGGUUUGAAGUAUUUGAACUAACGGUGGAGCGUUUGAUACCAAGUUACCAGGCACUUGAAGAGCGUCAUCAAUAAGGGCAUGUAGACAGAAAAAUAAGCUAAACAAAACGCUCCUUGUGUUUUUCUUUCUCUGAACAUUUGAACUGUGUUUCUCAAUGGCUCCUGCAUCAUGAAGCAACAUUAACCUGGACUCACCUGUCUCACAAAGCUGGCUCACUUUAACCAGCUUACAUCGCUACGUCUUUGCUGCUGGGAUAAACCUGCUUCAGGUUGAGUUUAGAGAUCAAAACCCGUAAACAAAAAUGACCACAAAUGUUUACACAUCGGUAGAUUCACUUGGCCUUACAGUCUAUAACGUGUGUCAGAUAUUUGAGAAAUGUCUGUAGCACAACUAGUUACCCACUGCUUUUUAAAUAAUAAUAAUUCUUCUUAUUUUUAUUAGAGAUCACAGUAGAGAGGUGACUGAGGGGAGAGAAGGGGAUUGUUUGUAGACUCAACGUAACAACCAGUUGUAAAGUUAAAAUACGAUUUGGACAAUUCGCUGAAACCAAGAUGUCUGAUAUUUGCGUGCAGUUUGUUUGCUGGAAAACGAAGGCGAUUAUUUAAUAUCGGAAGUUAGAAAUAACCAGCACAACAUUUAGCCGGCGCAGAAUAGAUACGUCACAACAGAUAAACAUGGAUGAACCAUCCCCUUUUCUGGAGCAAUAUUAGCUGAUAAAUAAGUGCAUCACUAAUAAAAAGAAAUACCCUCUACAACCUCGGGGGUUGGGACUCCCACUAGGCGUCACCAAAUCUUUACGGGGGGUCAUGAGGAUGUCAGAAAACUUUAAAAACUAUAUACAGUAGGCCUCUGUCUCAGCAUUUCGUUCAUUUUUGUGAAGAAAACAAAAUUAAAUUGUUAUUUUUAGAGUUUAUAUUUUUAUUUAAGGUUUAAACUUUAAAAAUAAAUCUCUACCCGAACACGAGCUGAGAGCCUUCACUCUGCUAAACAGCCUCGUCCUGCAUUAGAAAAGUUAUAACAACCAAAGAGCUCAUGGAAAGCGUCUGGGUGAGAAAAACACCGAAUUUGUCAAAAGAGAAACCUAAAAUAACAUAAAACAGAGAGAAUUGUAUUCAAAAAGUCUUAAAAAUAUCAGGAAGACUCAUUUCUGAUGUUUUAUUUACAGGAAAUAAUCUGCUAAGAAUUCAUCCAUCAUUAUUUUUAAUAUCUGGACACAUCGGACACUUUAAAUCAUCAUUCAAUAGUCAGUGAAACCCUGGUUAGGUUAACUUUCUACUGGUUAGCCAGCGUAAAGCUUACAUAUUGUUGCUAUGGUUACACGCAGUUUAACACGCCGUGUGCACUGAUUUUAGAACAAUUGAUCCGCAGUUGAACUGCAACCGGAGCCGCAUCAGGUGUCCGAUUAAAGACUUCUUAUCUGUAGCCGUGGAUUAAUAAGCAAUAAUUAAAGUUUCCUUUCCUCCUUAUGGACACAUUUACUCUUAAUUUUAACUGCCAGGUUUUCUAUCUGUCAUAAUUUUACGUUUUAAUUGUUCAUCAGGAAACAUUGAAGCAUUAUGUCAAUAAUCAAUUACUUUUUCUCACUCAAACACUUUGAUGAGGAGAUUAAAUUUAAGGAAGCCUAUAUAAUAAUAAUGCCCACUAUUAGCAUUAGCCUAUUACUUUUAGUGUUUGAUUAUUGCAUUAUUUGACUGUUAUUGUUUACUUUUUAUGUUAAAUAUGUAAAUAUUGUUACAUGUACUGUAUAUUUCUUACUGAUCUUUUUUUUUUUUUUUUUUUUUAAAUAUCUUUUUAACCUCGUUGAACCGUUUGCUGCUGCACUGACAGAAUUUACCCCUCCGAGAGAUCAACAGUUUUAUCUGUAGAAUAAACAGUAAUUAAGUAACGCCUCUUAAUUGUAAACAAACUCCUUCCCAGUUUGGUAAAUUGGGAGUUAACCGAGCCGGGGAACCAGCUUUGUGAGACCAAUUUCUGUGAUCACCAGUUUUUAGGUUGUUUUUUUUGUUUUUUUUGUGAGGCCAGAAAACUCAGAGAAAGCCAGACUGAGGUGAACUUGCUUCUUGAUUCAGGCCCCUGGUGUGUUAGUUCCUGUGGCCCCUCCAGGCUUCACACACACACCCCCCACACACACACACACACACACACCCACCACACACACACACCGACACACACACACACACACACACACACACACACACACACACACACACACACACACACACACACACACAAACCUUCAAUGAGCAAUUCCCUCCCUCCCCUCCUGUUUUCUUCCUGCCGACAGUGUUUUUAUUCUGACGCUUCAAUAGCUUUAAUACUUCUCUCUCUCUCUCUCUCUCUCUCUCUCUCUCUCUCUCUCUCUCUCUCUCUCUCUCUCUCUCUCUCUCUCUCUCUCUCUCUGUGUUGCCUGCCUGGCUCAGCGACUCGUACACACACUCCCUUACGCCCUUACUGUAAACCGCCGUCUGAGCGCGGAAAAAUGUCUCUCAAACAAAACUUAAAAAAAAACUAAAAAAAAGAAAAACCAGGAUCCCUGCCGCCUUAUGUGCCCUGCAGUAACCCCCCCUCCUGCCCUCACUUCCCCCACCCCCCCUCCUCCUCCCGUCCCGCCCUCAUUUUCUCUAGGUGUGCCUCCGUCAACAGAACUUCAGGCCGUGAUUACUGAGAAUGAACUUUGAAACUGUGUGAGUGACGUUUGUGCGUCUGCGAGUGUGUUUGUCAGCGAUAGGAGAGAUUUUAAAAACAACAAAAAAAAACCAACAACAACCUUUCUGUCCUCUUCUCUGUGCAUCCAUGUGGGAACUAAGUCCUAGUUCAUGAACUCUGACCUUUUGACCAGGCACUCAUUCAGUCCCUUGUUGUGGUGGUUGAGAGAGGAGGUUACGUGGGGACCCGAGAAGCCCCACUGUCUACCCACAGUCAAUGUUUUAUUUAUGGACCUCUGCACUUUUGGCUGUGAUGACUUCAGUACUUAAGUAGUUACCUAAACUGUAUUUUUAAGGAUUUUAUACAAUAUUUACAUGCAAUACGAUAUGAAUUGAUUUUUUUUUUUUUUUUUUUUUGCCAACCAUUUUUGUUUUGUUUUGUUUGUUUCUUAUUUAAUUGUCUUUAUUUUGGCAUGAUUUUGUCGCUAUUAUUCACAAACAAACGUGCCCGUUGGAUCUAUUUUAGGUGGAAAAUGUUAUGGGGGUGGGGUGGGGAUUCCCUGUAUGUUUUUUGUGUGUCAUGCUUCUGAUGACAGCUGAACACCAAGAAGCAGGUGUUGGAAAAUAUUUGCUGGAUGAGCUAAACUUUGAUAUCACCCCUCUGCUUCCAAUAGGAAUAACUGGACCAGAACGAAGAGAGAGAGAGAGAGAGAGAGAGAGACCCCACUUGAGCUUAAAUGUUUAUUUUCUGUGUCAUGUCCAGUUAUGAUUUGAGUGUUUUCUUUUUUCUACUCAUUCAUGGAAGUCUUUUACCCAAAUACUGUUAUUGUGCUACGAUAACUUGAGCCUGAAGAAACAUCAUCAUAGGAAACAAUAGAGCUGCGAAGUGGGAUGGAGCUGUUUUUGGGCUCCAAUGGUACUGGAAGUAAAAGUGCAAUUCAUUAUUUCUGGAACAGAAUGAAACCCUGAUUAAACUGCGUUUUUACUAAUAUGGGGUUAGUUACGUCUCCCAAGAAGCAUUGCGGCAAGAAAGGAAAGUGCUGUUAAGAACACUGUUUUUUUUUUUUUUAUAAUCUGCAGUUUAAAUCACUUGGUUUGUUGGUGAAUGUUAUCUCUGUGCAGUCCCUCCAGGAAUUUGCAAUCGCAGCAAUUAAUGCAAAUUCAACCAAUUGCAGUGAAUUCUGAUUGAGUUUUUGUCCAAUCACCUUAAUGUUUCUGCAAAUUUUGACCAAUCAGAGCACUCCCUACGCAAAAUAUUUGAGCCAUAUGUCGCCAAACCACUAGUGAUUUUAUUCUCACAGGAACAAGUUGCCUUUGAUUUUUAAUGAAUUGUACAAAAACUCUUUUUGCAGUUGUCACUUUUUUCCGAUAUUUCAAUACAACAUCGCAACUUCUGUGAAAAGCUGCUGUGAAAUCAACAAUCCCCCCCCCUAAAAAAAAAAAAAAGCCUGUGACAACCUGGAGGGACUGACUGGCUCCUUCUCCAUGAGGCUCGUGGGUGUUUGUAGUAUUUAGAGCCGUCUGCAAAUGACGAAUAAUGAUUUCUAAGAAACAAACAAAGUUGAAAAAUAAUGGUCAUAAUGUGACGAUCUUUACGUUCUCCGGUCCGAGUCCUGAAACACAGAAUGGAGAAAAAUCACUUCCAGGACCAGCGGCCCCUCCCCACUUCGCAGCCGUGAGGAGGUCUGUGGGAGUGGAGCGUUUCAGCUGAGACUAUUAUAUAUAAUAAGUGUAUAAUACAGCAAAGGUAGAAUAUCUACUGUGUGGAUCUUUAGAAGAUGAGGAAAAAGUGAAAAAUAUAGAGCAAAUGGUUCCUUUGCAAAUAUGUGGAGGGGGGAGUGGGUGGGGGGCGGGGGGCAUGUGCAGACGGGAUGGUUCCUGUGUCAGUGGUCGUCAUAAUGUGUCUGUGACAAGGGGACAGGGUUGCCUGUAUUUAUAAAGGUUUGAUUUUUUUAACUGGGGGGUGAAAGGGGUGAGGGUGGCGUCCCAAAACGUGUUCCAUGUAUGUGGUCCAAGCUACAAACGACGGGGAGAACAAAUGAACUGGAUAACAGAACAAUUUGGUAUUUUUGAAAAUAAAAACUUGGCAUUACAAAGCCACCAUGUGGCCAUAUGAUGCAAGUUGUUAACAAGGACAAAAACAUGUUAUUUUAAUGUUAUUUUUUAUUUUGAAAUCAUAUUAUUAAUAAAGUCAUUAAGUACUGUUG
Dicentrarchus labrax (European seabass) is the source of this 8945-nucleotide messenger RNA. RefSeq names its product MLLT1 super elongation complex subunit a (gene mllt1a). Gene Ontology annotation, cellular component: super elongation complex. Gene Ontology annotation, biological process: regulation of DNA-templated transcription. NCBI's taxonomy places the organism in Eukaryota, Metazoa, Chordata, Actinopteri, Moronidae. Bases 96 to 1877 code for a protein of 593 amino acids. The record is from RefSeq and is a predicted model, not a curated record. The transcript is spliced from 12 exons.